AUGUCUUCAGAUUGGGCCGCUAAACUCGCUGUACCUUCAAAAUCUUCCACGUUGUGUCCUCUGAAGCCACCCCCAGAUUUCAAUGCAAAAGAAAUCUUGUCAUAUCUUUCUAGCAGCUUCAACUCGUAUCUCCAGGAUGCAAAAAACGACAAGCUGGGAGAUACCAUCAAGGUGUACAGAUCGCUUGAGUCGUCUUCUCAGUGGAAAACCAGUAAAGUCUCGAACGAAAAUGGCGGCAACACCAACGGCAAUAAAAAUAGAUACACACCUAAGGAAGUCAUUCGUAGUGGUAAUAAGAGCGACACUUUGGACUUGAUGUUUGAGAUAAACCGCUCCAUCUACCAGCAACAGAAGGAGCAGAAGGAGAAGUAA
This is a messenger RNA of Scheffersomyces stipitis CBS 6054, 372 nucleotides long. RefSeq lists its product as uncharacterized. Bases 1 to 372 code for a protein of 123 amino acids. The record is from RefSeq and is a predicted model, not a curated record. NCBI's taxonomy places the organism in Eukaryota, Fungi, Ascomycota, Pichiomycetes, Serinales, Debaryomycetaceae. The transcript is spliced from 3 exons.